AUGAGAAGCGUUGUUACAAAGCGUCUUUACGUUCAUGAUCUAACCCAAUACUACGACAACAACAAGAGCGACGUUGCCAUUCUGCAUGACAACAACAAAAGCGACGGUGCCAUUCUGCAUGACAACAAAAGCGACGUUGCCAUUCUGCACGACAACAACAAAAGCGACGUUGCCAUUCUGCAUGACAACAACAAAAGCGACGGUGCCAUUCUGCAUGACAACAACAAAAGCGACGGUGCCAUUCUGCAUGACAACAACAAGAGCGACGUUUCCAUUCUGCACGACAACAACAAAAGCGACGGUGCCAUUCUGCAUGACAAAAAAAGCGACGUUGCCAUUCUGCACGACAACAACAAAAGCGACGGUGCCAUUCUGCAUGACAACAACAAAAGCGACGGUGCCAUUCUGCAUGACAACAACAAAAGCGACGGUGCCAUUCUGCAUGACAAAAAAGCGACGUUGCCAUCCUGCACGACAGCAACAAAAGCGACGGUGCCAUCCUGCACGACAACAACAAAAAAGCGACGGUGCCAUUCUGCACGACAACAACAGAAGCGACGGUGCCAUUCUGCACGACAACAACAGAAGCGACGGUGCCAUUCUGCACGACAACACAAAAGCGACGGUGACAACAACAAAAGCGACGGUGCCAUUCUGCACGACAACAACAAAAGCGACGUUGCCAUUCUGCAUGACAACAACAAAAGCGACGGUGCCAUUCUGCACUAUUCAAGAAACUUGUGCUUCUAUGCACGCACAGAUAGUGCAAAGACCGAGGCAUCUAUGGUACCUGAAUUAGGACCUCUCGGAGGACCUAAUUCUCACUAA
Molecule: messenger RNA, 828 nt
Organism: Procambarus clarkii (red swamp crayfish)
Lineage: Eukaryota; Metazoa; Arthropoda; Malacostraca; Decapoda; Cambaridae
Source: RefSeq, a predicted model, not a curated record